GUGAGAAGCAGCGGCGGGAGCUCCCUUGAGCAGAGAGCGCGCGGCUCGGGUGGCGGCGGAGGCUACAGCCAGGGACAGAAGAGGACAGGAGGGGCGCCGUCGCCCUGCCAGACCCUCAUCGCCAAUUGUUCCAGGUAGCCAUGAGUAGUGGUUUUGGUGGCCCUGUUUGGCUAAUGGGUACAGCUUGGGCUUUGGUGGUGCUGUGGGCAGGUGCUCUGGGCAUAGAGGAUCGCUGCUUGCCUGGAGGGAAGCACAAAGCAAGUCCAGGCCCAGAAGAACACCUGGACACCUGCAACCUCUAUAGAGAGAAUGCCUGCUGCUCACCAGAUGUUAUCCAGGACCUUUCCAAAGCCAAUGACAUCUACUGGAAUCGCUGUGAGGGCCUCAGCCGCAGAUGUGAGGAGUAUUUUCAGCAAGUGGAAUGUUUUUAUCGUUGCUCUCCCAUUGCUGCCCAGUGGCCUCAUCCUCAGCGACCCACAGCUGUGCUGGCUGUGCCUCUUUGCCAAAAUUUCUGUGAUCAAUGGUAUGAUGCUUGCAAGGAAGACUUGACCUGCGCUCGCAAUUGGCUUACCGACUGGCACUGGGGACCUGAUGGGAAUAACUGCAGUCAGAAGUGCAUUUCAUAUGGCCAGAUGUACAUGGAUGGGAAGGAGCUCUGUGAGACCAUCUGGGAUGACUCUUUCACAGUAAGCACUGACCCCUGUGAGUGCCUGACACUGACUGCUUCUGACCCAGGCAUUUCAGCCUCUCAUUCUCACUAUGAAGAUAGUGACAGCACUGAGGAUCUUGAAACCAUAAAGGUGGACAGCAGAAGAGUGGGCCGCAAAGGGCUUUGUCCAGGUAGCCUCCUGCUCCAGCGUCUGAAAAAGAACCUACAGAAACGUUCUGUCUUCAUGGAAGAUGUGGAGGGAAGCGGGAGUGGGUUCUGAUCCAAUGAAGCCACCCUUCCAGGGGAAAACAACCCCCUCCCCUGUGAUUGCCUGGGUCUCGGGGGGAUCACUUGUGAUCUAUGCAAAUCUGUCAUGUCCCACCUUUACCAGCUUCUUGCCAUCUUGUCUAGCUCUGUGCAAUCUGGGUGUGGUCAUGGAGUAGGAAACAGAUCUGGCACUGUAACUGGGAUCUAGAACUACAGUUUGUCCCUAAAGGGCACCUUCAUCUCCCUCAAGCCUACCCAUGGCCAGUUUAGUCUCCCCAGCUUUCUUCAUUUUGUCUAGCUUGGAAGACAGGGUUAGAGUCUUUUGCUGGUGACAACCUCACUUCCAGCACCUUUCCUGUCUAGCUACUGUCCACAGGUACCUCAAAGAGCUAGUCGUCGCGGUACUUGAUAAGAUUCCCCUCUGGUACAGAAAAGGACAAGGGAGAUGUGCUUUGGCAUGGAACAGGUUUAAGAAUGCAGAGACCGUAUAGGUGGAAAACAAUAGGUGAGGUAAUUGAUGCUGGGCAGGAGGAGUUAGGCACAAUUGCUUACAUAGCUUCAGGUACUCUGUGAGACAGAGUCAAAAAAGGAAGAGCCUUCACUACAUGAGCUCAACAUGGAGGCAGCAGGAUCUAGAGACGCUUCUGGCCAGUAUGUGGAGCCAGAGAGCUACAUAGCUGGCUGAGUGAAGCCAUCACAUAACAGCCAGGAGAAUGCCCUAUCAGAGCAAGAGCUGCUGCAGCAGGACAUAGGCUAAAACCUAGGACUAGCAGGAGCUUUCAUGCAACUCAGAUGUGGGCAGGGAGAAAAGUGUACAAUCAAUAGAUUGCUAGUAGCUAUUACUGUGCAGCAUUUGAGUCAGGAAACGUAAAGUUUCAAGCGCUCUGGAUAAAAGGCACAGCAUCCUAUUAGAAGUGAUGUCAUGGGGUGUUUGUUCUAAUUAGCAACUGGGACUGUCAGUAAAGAGAACAAUCUUACCUUGAGCAGGGGGUGCCCGCCUCAGAGCCCUCCACAUCUUUAUGUGGCAGUUUAAGAAUUUCCUCCAAACUCAACCCGAGAGUAGGCUCAAGUAGAAACCAUCUACAAAUUCCUUCAGAACACUUUAUGAGCUGCAUUUUCAUGCCCUUCCUUGGUCAUGUUUGUUGCAAAAUGCACAUUCUGUAUUGGUUCAAACCU
Gekko japonicus is the source of this 2092-nucleotide messenger RNA. RefSeq names its product retbindin (gene RTBDN). The transcript has 6 exons. The coding region runs from base 141 to 929 and encodes 262 amino acids. Gene Ontology annotation, molecular function: riboflavin transmembrane transporter activity; riboflavin binding; signaling receptor activity. The record is from RefSeq and is a predicted model, not a curated record. NCBI's taxonomy places the organism in Eukaryota, Metazoa, Chordata, Lepidosauria, Squamata, Gekkonidae. Gene Ontology annotation, cellular component: external side of plasma membrane.